Messenger RNA from Rosa chinensis, 3225 nucleotides. Its product is annotated as protein ENHANCED DOWNY MILDEW 2. The transcript is spliced from 10 exons. The record is from RefSeq and is a predicted model, not a curated record. The coding region runs from base 190 to 3081 and encodes 963 amino acids. NCBI's taxonomy places the organism in Eukaryota, Viridiplantae, Streptophyta, Magnoliopsida, Rosales, Rosaceae.
UAUAACGCUUCUACAUUCGAUUGUUUCCCAUUAACUUUUUUAAUUGAAAUAACAGUCGAUGCAUCACAGUGAUUUUGACUCAAAUUCAAUCUCUCAGCAAUUCCCAAAGUCACCACAUUGCUGGGUUUCUUCAGGGCAAGUCUCUAGGGUUCUUCUCUGAAUUUGGUCAGGUGUAAGCUAAACAAGGGUAUGGCAUCGGCAGAGUGUCAACCAUAUUCUGUUUCGGAGUACCAUUUCGUAGAUGACAAGGAUGAAUGUGUCUCAUUUCAUGUAUUGCCUGUUCAAUGGAGUGAUGGUGAGAGACUGGAUGGUGAGAAAGUAGAGAUUUUUCUGCAUGGAACCGCUGAUAAUGGGGGGAAUUUAUGUAAGCAUGUUGUUGCAUGGAAGUUUGACAUUUCGAGUGAAGAGCCCGAGAUAUUGGUUCUCUCUGAGGAAAAUAGUUGGAUCAAGCUUGGGAAGCCGAGGAAGAGCUUUGAGGACACUGUUAGGUCGAUCUUGAUAACGGUGCACUGCCUUCACUAUGUGAAGAGAAGUCCUGAAAAAUCCAGAGAAUGUGUGUGGAAUCACCUAUCUGAAGUUUUCAGGUUGUAUGUGGUCAGGCCUUCUCAAAGUGAUCUGGUGGAUCACAUGCCUCUAAUCAGUGAUUGUGUUAACAGAUAUCGUGCCCUAGCGGAUUCCAAGUUUUUGGCCAAACUUUUUGAAGAGAAGACAAUGAAGAGGAAACUCUCUGAUGAGGAUACUGAAGCUAGAAAGAAGCUCAGAAUUAUGAUCGAUGAUGUAAAAGAUGAUAUGAUUCAUGCAGAAGAUGAGGAUAUCGAUAACCUGUUUGGUGACGUCUGUGCUUUAUGUGACGAUGGUGGCAAGAUCAUUUGUUGUGAAGGGGGGUGCCUAAGGUCUUUUCAUGCAACUGAGGAGGCGGGUGCCGGAUCUUAUUGCAAAUCUCUUGGCUUUAUGCAGGAUUAUGUUGUUGGGAUGCAAAAUUUCUACUGCAAGAACUGUGAAUAUAAACAGCACCAGUGCUUUGUUUGUGGGAAGUUAGGUUCCUCUGAUAAGUCCUCAGGUGCUGCUGAGGUGGUUUCCUGUGUAUCCCCAAACUGUGGUCGAUUUUACCAUCCACAUUGUGUUGCAAUAUUACUUUACCAAGAUAAUGGAGUUCCUGCUGAAGAACUUGAGAGAAAGAUUGCUGGUGGGGAAUCUUUUACUUGUCCACUUCAUAAGUGCUGCAUUUGUAAACAAGGAGAAAAUAAGAAGGAUAGUGAGUUACAAUUUGCUGUGUGCAUGCGUUGUCCAAAAUCGUACCACAGGAAAUGCCUGCCAAGGGAGAUUGCUUUUGAAAAUCAAGGAGAAAUGCUAGAAGGGAGAUCAAUAAUAAGAGCUUGGGAUGGUCUAUUACCUAACCGUAUACUCAUAUAUUGCACAAAACAUGAUAUAGAUAUUGAAUUUGGAACUGUAAGAAGGGACCACGUAAAAUUCCCUGAUGUCAAACAGAAUAUGAGCACUCUCACAAAGAAGAAGAAGAAGAAGAAGACUAUUUUAGAGGAGAAGUGGAAGCCAAUAUCAGAAUUCCUUGUGUACGGAGACAAAGUUGUGACUAAGAGAAAUAUUUCCUUGGAAAAAUCAUGCAGGGAUAAAAAUGCUCCUACAGCACUUAAGACACAAAAGCCAUAUGUUCAAGAGAAGAAGACUAGGAAACUUAUGUCAGAGCAGAAACCUGUGUCUAAGAAGAGAGAUUCUUCUUUGGAAGAAUCCGUUGGGGAAGGAAGUGAUCCUGUACUAUCCACACUAGUCAAGCAGAAGCUUUAUUCAGUUAAAGAGAAGAAGGCUACUUUUGUAAAAGAGAAAACUUUUGUUGAAGAGAAAGAAAGCCAACUGACAUCAACGGUCUCUGUAGACAGAGAAAAAGCUGUGUUGAAGAGAACUCCUUCCUCUGAAGGACUAUAUAGUGAGAAAAGUGCUCGUACAAUAUCCAAGAAAAAACAGAAGCCAUCUUUUGUUGAAGAGAAGAACAAUGACCUUGUAAAAAAGAAAACUGAUGUUGAAGAGAAGAGGAAACAGACAUCAGAGUCCCUUGUUGAGAAAGAGACAGCUGCGUCCAAAAAGAAAAAUCCUUCCUCUAAAGAAUCCUAUAGGGAAAGAAAUGCUUCUACAACUCCCAAACAGAAGCAGAAGCCAUCAGAGCUCACUGUAGAUGGAGAUGAGGCUGGGUCUAAGAAGGGAAGUCCUUUGGAAGAAUCAUUAAGUGCAAUUGCUUCAACUGUACUGAAGCAGAAGUCGACUUCUGCCGUGAAGCUGGGUAGUAACAAGAAUAGGGAAAAGACGUUUUCUGGUAUAGAUAUUUCAAGGAUGGUGAAACGAAAUAAUUCACUGAAAAAUGAACGUCAGGCUUCCAUGUCUGAGAAAAUCAAGACCUCACUGGGUGAAGAGCCAUUUUCUUCAAUGGAGUCUGAGCAGGUGAAGCUCGGGAACCUGGAUACACCUGAUGCUAAUACAGUUAGUGAGAUACACAGGGAAAUGCCACCACAUACUGUAUGUGGUGACGAUGGAAAUCAGCAUCCUAACCCCAGCAAGUCUCGUAUGCACUGUGCUCAUGCUAACGGUCGAGUCCAAUUCAAAAUUCCUGAUGAUGCAGGCAGAAGGUGCACCACGAGUAAUGAUGAGCCUCGUUCGAGUGUUACCAAUCCUAGGUCUGGCAAUGCGAAAGGGUGCAAGAGGGAGAACUCGAGAAAACCAUAUUCAAAUGGGACGAAACAGAAACAGAAACUGAGAACAGAAUUUGACAGAGUCCCACCGGCUUGCAUUAAAGGGAAGCAGGAUCCUAUUUUUUCAAGAGGCAAUGAUCUAGCGGGCCAAAAUUCAGUAUAUGACCAUAUUAGGACGUUCUCAUCUACUUUUUACAGCCAUACAGGUCCUGUUGCUGACUCGUUAUCUACUAUCAACAGAUUAGCUAUGCCAUCAGAUGCAACUAAAUUGGUUGGUCCAAGAGCACCCCAACCUGAUUACCUGGAUAGGUGUAUGGGUUUCGCUCCUGGUCCGCACCUGAACUAUUCACUACAGAAUUCAGCUGGUUGGAUCGAUGAGUAGUUGCAUUCUUUAGUGGUUUCUUUGGUGAAUUGUACAGAAGACCUGUAAGGUUACAUGUCUUGGUACUGUAGCGCCUGCGGAUUUAUUUUUAUUUUAUAUUUACCUAUAAGAACAAUUUUGAGUACCUUCAAUUUUCUUUUCCUU